Molecule: messenger RNA, 2925 nt
Organism: Dimorphilus gyrociliatus
Lineage: Eukaryota; Metazoa; Annelida; Polychaeta; Dinophilidae
Source: the annotation of a GenBank genome assembly
AUUACGACUCUGCAGCUAGGCGGAAACGAUGCAGCAGCAACCGCAGCCACAACAGCAGCACUACGAAACAAGCAGCGUCGUCUAAUGUUCGAUGUCCGUCCACUGCAAUCCAAUCUGUUUUUCGAACUUCUCUGUUAAUGAAAUUUGGCGAAUAACUGAUAAGGAUUGUAGGAAAAUAUUUAAGGUAGAUAACCCAGCGAAAACCCUCCUCUAGGAAAAAUGUAUCUCUGGUGGGAAGAGGGAGCCGUUCGUCGAAGCGAUUGUGUCGUUCAUAGUGUAUCAUGGAUGGGUCGUGUGCCAGACAGCGUUCAAUCGGAUGGCGAAGGAUGGGAAAUAGACGAGAAUCAGUAUUAUACACAGGGCUGGUUAGCUACCGGUAAUGCUAACGGCAUGAUUGGUGUAACAUUUACUGAAACCGGCAACUCUUCCAAUGCUUUUGAUACACCAAAUAGAACAAAUUUCAAUCUCCGUGGACAUAGACAUGAGGUAACCCUCGUCCGAUGGAAUGAACCAUUUCAGAAGCUUGCCACUUGUGAUGUCACUGGCGUCAUCUUUGUUUGGAUACGGCAUGAGGGACGUUGGUCGAUUGAAUUAAUUAAUGAUCGGAGUUGUGCAGUAACUGAUUUAACCUGGUCGCACGACGGCCGUAUGGCUUUAAUUACUUAUAGAGACGGCUUUGUGCUUGUUGGUAGCGUUACUGGUCAACGCUACUGGUCUAAUACUCUCCCGCUGGAUGGGGCGGUUAUUACUUGCAGCUGUUGGAGUCCAGACGAUCAAAGAGUGUUGCUGGCGACUUCGAAUGGGGUUGUUUUGGCUCUUACGGCCAGCGGAAUUGCUUUGGGACAGAUAUCCACCUUGGGAGAUGGAACAGAAAUCACACAUUUAUCAUGGUCUUGUGAAAAAUUUGUCUUGAAAGAUUCUUCCAGCUCAUCUGCUAGCAGUUCAGGGACUGAUGUCAUAAAUCCACCUUCAUCAAGAACUCACGUAUUAGCCAUUGUUUUUAAAAAUGGUGCAAUUCAUUUAACCAAAGAUCAAACUGACGCUACUUGGGCAAAAAUUGUACGGACACUGUUUAGUGGAGUACAAGUUGAUUGGUCACAUGAUGGAGAAAUUCUUGCGGUAGCUGGAUAUACUCGUUUGGUUAAUUUAGAAUGCCAAAGUCAGGUUAGACUCUAUUCAAAAGAAGGUGUUUUACAAGUUUUUGUUCCUCUUCCAAAUCAACCUGGCAAACCAGUUACCUGCGUAUCUUGGGCACAUUGUGAUAGGCGGUUGCUAGUUGCAGCUGGAUGUCAUGUUCAUACUGCUUGGGUUUUACCAGAACCACCUAAACUGCAGACAUUCUGCUGUCGUUCUCUGCAAAAAAGCGUUCAACAAGAGAAAGAUAUUGCUAAAUUACCGAUUCCGGAAUCACUACAAAAGAAUGUUAGGGUAUUUUUUUCUCCAACAAUUCGAGGGUAUAUACCUGAUGCUUGUCGAAUACGUCAAUUUGUUUGUACACCCCCACCGGCUGACGAACGUCUUUAUUGUACAAUGUUACGAGUUAAUUCCACCGCUGAAGAUGAUGAACAUUAUAUGCUAUAUGUUGAAUAUAUGGGUGGCUUAGUGCCGUUACUUAAGGGUAAACGUGUUUCUAAACUACGACCUGAAUUUACUAUUUACGAUCCAAAGUCUCAAACUAGUUCAGACGAAUGCGAAGACGUAUACAGCUCGCCAGCAAGGCGAAAACGAUCAAAGAAAAGGAAUAUGGUACUUGUAAACAGCGAGGUUUUAUAUGACGAUAACCUACCAGAGCGUAAUCGAAUGGUACAUAUCACUUCAAAUCUGUGGGGAACAAGAUUUAAAAUUCAUGGUCUCGCACAUUUUCUACCGGCUCAAUUGGCUUCCGUCACUUACAAAACAUCUGUUCUACACCUUCAACCUCGCCAAAUGACUAUAAACUUGAUAGAAUUAAGUCGAGGUGACUUGAAAUUUGAUUACGGGAAAAGAGAUGUUAGUUGGAGUGAGAGCGAUGACGAAAAAACGCCUGUCUCAACAGGACCUCUUCCACCUAUUCAACCCGUUAAAGAUGCACCUAUAUCACCCGAACCCCCAGUGGCGCCGCCACUUCUUUUAGCACCCAACGAUAUCGACCCAUCAGCAGUUUUGUCAAUGGCUGCACAUCGCCUCAUGUCUAGCGACCUUCAAUACAUAGAUGACGAUUCGAUAGAAGAUUCAAACGAAGAGAAAAGGAUAGUUCUAACACCGUCUUCACAAAAGAAAAUUGAUUUUGCUCUUGAUUCGUCAAAUUCUAAUACACCAACCAUUAAUUCACGUCCACAAACACCAAAUGCGACGCCUAGACGGCGAAAAUUACGACAUUUACUGCAUUGCGGUAGUCUGGAACAAUUGCAAUCUCCAUCUGAAGUUGGUCCAACUUCAAUUUUAUGUUCCGCUCCUCCAUCCCUUCACGGUUCCCCUGUUAAGAGAGCCGUCGCUCGUCUAGCAUCCCCACUCUUGGGCGUCAGACGGAGACAUAAUCGGCAAGGGGAUAGUUCAGAUGAAGAGGCUGGUGACUAUAAGGACUUGGAAUCUUGGCAAAAGGCUCGUUUACAUAGGAAACUGCGACGUUCAAGGGGUCAUAGUUGCUCCAGGUUACAUUCCGUAGCGCCGGCGGUUGGCGGUUCUUUGCAACAGAAUCAACAGUGUCUAGUCAUGCAUAAUAAAGCUCCGUUAUGGAACGAAAAUUCUCACGUAUAUCAAUUGGAUUUUGGUGGAAGGGUGACUCAGGAAAGUGCAAAAAAUUUCCAAAUUGAACUCCGUGGAAAGCAGGUCAUGCAAUUUGGACGAAUUGACACAAACGCAUACACCCUUGACUUCGAACGACCCUUCUCUGCCUGUCAAGCAUUUGCAGUCGCCCUCGCCAACAUCACUCAACGCCUGAAGUAA